AUGGAGCGGGAAGUCACGGCGGAAACGGCGGGGGCCGCGGAAGCCGGUACAGUGGAGAGACCCCAGUGGCUUCUCCGUCUCAACGUCGUCAUCCGCCAGGUGGCCCGCAUCGCCAUGAAGGACCCAGAGACGGAGCUGAAGCUGGCAACGCUAGCUACGAUGCGGAGUAUCUCGCAGCAAUGCGGCCCGGACGCAGAGCACCUCAUUGUUCCAGGUCAUGCUGAGCUCCACGUGGCCUCGUGGGACUUCGAGUCUGCGUUUGAUCGCGUCGACUCCGUGCUCACGACCGACAUAUUCGAGCACCUUGGGGUGCCUCUGCACGUUUUACGUGCUAUCCGAAUCUUUUGGACAGACCAGUACAAAGACAUAGAGGUUGGCACGUUCGUCGACCCACAAUUCGUCCAUGUAUCCAGGAGCCUUGCCAAGGGGGACCCUUUGAGCAUGCUCGCCAUGGCUGUGAUGUUAGCACUGCCGCAUCAUCGUGCACAGAGGCAUGCGCCGUCGGCCACGAGCGCGCUCUACGCAGACGACCGGACCACCAUCACCAGAGAUGUUCGUACCAUGCAGGUUGUUCAGCAGGUGUGGCAAGUUUUCGAGUCUUCGACAGCUAUGUGCACACACCCCAAAAAGACACAGACCAUCGACUUGUUCCAAGGUGCCCGCAAGCUCCCCUCCGAGGAGAUGAAGGCGCUCGGGAUCAAGAUGGCCCUCCACGGCAAGCCCAGCACUGAGGACGAGGCCCCUGCGGUCCGGAUCCUUCAGCAGCGAUGCCGGCGCAUUCGUUCACUACCAUUCCCGUGGUGGCAGAAGAGAAGAUUGAUGCCCUGUCCUUACGCCCGGCUGCCCCGGGUAGCUGCGCGGUCGCCCCCGGGCAAGAUCAAAAUCCAGAAGUGGCAGUCCUACAUCGACCACGCCGGAGCAGUUGCAAUCGACUACCUUGCCAAGGUCGCGGAGGCGCCUGUCCCGACAGCAGUGCGUCGUCUCACGCGCCACCGUGGCCCCACCGCCAUGCUCAACGACAUGAUGAACCAGUUGUCUCUCAGCCUCUGCGAGCACAACUAUCAAAAGGGCUGGCACGGCUGGCUGGGAGACGAUCCAAUCAGUAUUUGUCCAACAUUCUCAACCAAGGUGGCGCAGCAUCUGGUGCGGCUUGCACUGCGGCGUUCGUGGUGGGACGCAUUCAAGGGCAUGCAGCGCCAGGACUCGCUGCUGGCCGCGUCCGCGCGGGUCAGCUUCGUCCCGCAGGCCCUGGCACUGCUUCACGAUGUAAUCAAGAGCGAUCUUGGGAGCCAUGCGAUCGCUGUUCUCACGGGUGCUGUUUGGAGAACUGCCAAGUAUGACAAGAUCCUCAACGGGUCGUUGAUUGACAGCCACGGCAUCUCCAAGAACAUGGCUUUCAUCCAGACCGACGCGUCUACACCACAGCCAGGGGAGGACCAAUCGGCAUGGAAGAGCAUUCCCAUCAAGGACAAGGCAAACAAGCCGGGCCUGAAGUCUUUGAAGAUCGACUCCGUGGGGGACGGCGUUGUCUUCAGCAGCCCGGUGGUUACAGGCCCCACUGUCCCUCCAGUGGCCCGGAUGCAGUCCCUCCGGGUUACAUUCAAGCGAUGUUACAUGUCAGCUGACGGCUGGCAGAAGGCCAGAGCACGUACGGAGGCCGGCGCCACCGAGGGCAUCGACAAGACGUGGAUCAACCGCGUCGACAAAUUCACCAACACUCAAGACAAGCACGGGAAUAUCGACUUCAUCACUGGCUAUAUCAUCGUUGAGGCGGCCAAGGUGGAGGAUAUCAUGUCCAAGCAGAGCGGCAAGGAUGGGCGCUUCUUCCAGGUGCUCGCCAAAGACCGCGCUGGUUCCACAUCUGACUCCGACCGUGUCGAUUUCGUGCCGCGCGAAGCAGAUCAGGACCCUGAGGCGUAUUACCGCCGUGUGUGGGCGCAGGCACAACAGGUCGGCAAAGGACUCUGCCUGCGGACCUCUGGCGGGUCGUCUGACCUAGGCGUCCGCGGCCGCCAACCGACGAAGACAACCGUCCCCCGUUGGCGCCUCACCCGUGUUCCGCGGGAAUGGUCCCAGGCUGCACUUACAGCUUGGCUGAACCAGUGUGGGUGGACGCGCAUCGAGGUUCUGGCAAUCCCAUCAACUUCCAACACUGGCUGGCUCCUCCGGGCGGAUCCGGGAGAGACCCAGCCUAAGAAUGGCAACACAAAAGUUCCUAGUUGGCAGAUCACGUACGAGGACGCCAACUCGGACACCAGCUACGUCACAGUCACGCGCUUCGUGCCGGACAUGGACAAGACGCUCAAGACAUCUCCGGCAAGAUCCCGCCCCUGGCAGUGGCGGGGAGACCCGGAGACACCACCACAACCACCACCCCAGCAGCGACCGGAGCAGCAGAUCCUGCAAUGCCAAGCCAUGGAUGAUGCGCGGCAGAAGAUGGAGGUCGACUUCCAACAGAAAAAUGAUAAGAGGAAAGCCGCCCGCGAGAAAGAGGACCAGGACCUUGACGGGAUGGACGGCGAAGCAAAAAAGACAAAGAUCGCAGAACGUGCACAGGCGCGAGCUGCGGAAGACCAACAAGCACGUGAUGAAUACCAGCGGAAGCAGACUGAAAUCAAUGCAAUGUGCGUCGACAUUGAGGUCCCCAACGACGUCGCGCCUCAGCAGACCGGCGCAGCAUCUGGCUCAGUACCACCACCGGUGGCUCCGGCCGCCAAGUCCAAGCUUGACCCAGUCCAUGGACCUUGGCCUGCAUCCAUGUUCGACGAGCGGGACCCGAAGACCAACGGAUGGGACUGCGGAUACAAAGCCAUUGCCGCCUCAUACGCGGCGUUGGCCCUUGGAAAAAGCAUUGCCGACACUUUCAAAGACGCUAAGCUUGCGACUCUUGGCAAGACAUGCCGGGGACUGGUCGCGAAGGACAUCUCGAAUGGAGGGGGUCUUGCCAAGGAGUUGUGGCAGCACAUCGAAUUCCUUGCCCCCAACAUCGAAGACACGGUGCACCGCCGACAGAUCUUCACUUCCGUGGGGCACGACACCGUGGAUGGCCAGCGACAGUGGGGCCAACGCUUCGCAUGGAUCCCGCGGACGGAAGACGCUAUCAAAGAGGCGGCUGCCCACCCGCCUCUGCACAUUGGUGUCAAGGAUGGCCACUGCACGGUGCUGUUCCCGAAGGAGUCCAGCCUGCGUGAGACUCAAGCGCAGGCACGUCGCGGCCCCGGCGCUGCCUGCUACGCCGUCCCGCAGCCCGCCCCGCGCAAGCACCCGGCGGAACUCUACAAAUGGAUUUGCAAUCUCUGCGGUUGGGUCGGCGCCGAGAGGUGCAUGAUGCGCCUCUCGCGCCGUCGAGCGGACCAUCUUACCAAGAGUCACACCAUCGAGGAGCGCAAGAAAGCUACAGCCAUCAGGAAGUACCUCACUAUGCCUACGAUCUCAGAAAACAUCCCUGCUGAUCAACGGGCAUGGUCAUGCUCGCUCUGUACCAAGGGUGCUUCCUCCUUUCCCAAUACAGCGUGGAAGGCCAAAGCCCUCCGCAAGCACUGGGAAGACGAUCACAAAAACGAGUACACCUUCCAGCAGUUCACCUCCCUGAACAGGUCCAGGAAACACAAGCAGGUGCGUGCCGCCGUUGAGCACAAGAACAAACUCCACCAGUCAAUGCUGCUCCGGGCGCGCCGUCUACUCGGGAAGCAGACGCGCAGCAAAGCAGCCGUCAUCACCACAGGGAAGAGGCACCCACAGGCCGGCGGCAGCAUCCUAUACUCUUGUGCGAAGUGCCACAACAUGUGCUUCAACACCGUCUCUGAUUGGAAGGGCCAUCUGUGCAAGCCGUGGUACGGCGAUGCUAGCGGCUGGAGGCGUUCUGACAAACGUUGCGCUUGGCACGCCAGGCCUGCAGACGAGCGCAAAGACCUCAUUGCAGCGUGGCGGAGCACCGGCGUUCGCCAACCUUCUGAUCAGCAGUGGGACUCGUUCCUCACGUUCUGCGCGGGCGAGAACAACCAGAUGUCCAAGAAGAAACGCCUCCAGAACCUUACUGGGACCACAUCUUCCAAGCUAGACGUGAUACUCCUGCCGCAGGAGGCCAUCAAAAUCCGCAUCGGCACCAUCAACCUCGCCAGCUGGUGGCGCCACCGGGAUGCUGCACUGAGGGCGGCCACGGAGCUGGGCGUCGACAUUCUUGCGUGCCAGGAGUCCCGCAUCAACGAGUACCAGAUGGCCUCCCAGAUCGCCGAGUGUACCAAAUCUGGUUGGCACAUGCUCCCGGGUACUGUGUCGGACUGCCCUGGGCAGGCCAGCCGGGGGAUCCCUGCAGGGGGAGGCGCUCGCUUCCCUGGAGGCGAGGCUUCUGUCUACACCGUGCACCGCAACGACACGUUCUUCUGGCUCGUCAACCUGCACCGCCGGUGCAUUGCGGACAUGGACGCCACAGAUGACUUCAAGACAUGGUUGUUGGAACAAGCCGCAGCCAUACCAGCCUGCGACACUGUUGUUUUCGCUGGCGACUGGAAUGUUGAGGCCGACUCGCCUUUCAGCGUCGAGUUCGACACGACUCUCAACUAUCGCUUCCUGGUUCCUCCGGAGGCCACUCGAUGGACAGGGCCCCGCAUCGAGGCCAUCGACUACUUCGCUAUCCGUGCAGAUUGGGCGCCCCUCGCAUCCUCGGUGUUCUGCGCGUCACAUCACAUUUCGGAUCAUAAGCUCGCAUUGCUGGACAUGCCCAUGCUCGUGGACAAGUCCCCCAGCACAGGUGACAGGCAGCCCUACCACUGGGCCAAGCUACGCCGGCACCUGCGACCGGACACUUUCCAGAAUGAUGAAGUGAAAAUGGCGGCUUGGCUGGAUACGGCGGAGCUGUUCUGGAAUGACAAUAUGGGGAAUUAUGACAGACAUACUGGGAUGGAGGAGUAUGGCGACAUGGACUCUUGGUGGCAGGCGUGGUCAGAGGCAUCUGAGGCCUGCUUGCAGCACAUGCUCGUCCUCAACCCCCCGACCACUAUGCCGAAAGGCGACUGGAAACACAAAUGCCGAGUGCAAGAAAAACCUGAACUUGGGGGCGGCCCUGUAUCCAAGACUAGCUGUGUUGAGGACCGGCUCCGACGCUUCAUCCAGGUCGCCCGGGAGCUUGGCCUGAAGUGGCAGCGGGGCCUCGCCACUGAAGCAGGCAUGCUUGCCAGUGGCCUUGGGCUGACCGGCGCCCGCCAGCAGAAACUCGACCAGGCGCAUCAGCGUCUCCAGCACGAAUUGGAUGUCUCCCGGAGGGAGAGGAUCUCGGCAUGGAAGCGCCGCAUGAAGAUCGACCCCGGCGGCUCUGCUGUAUACAAGUGGAUCCGAGGAGCACAGUGGCGGCCAACGGACGCAGCGGUCAGAAUCAAGGAUAGGCUUUUCACUGGCGCUGGGGCUGCACAUGCCGUCCGUGAACACUACCAGCAGCAAUAUCAGGCCCGUGGGAAUGGCAACAAGAUCAACGACUUCAUGCACGAGUUCUGGGAGGAGCUCGACACUUUCAAGAGCAGGAUCGCCGCCAGGGACCAGGCGGAGAGCGCAUGGAGGGAGCCGACUGGGUUUCUGGAUCGUUUCCCACUACCUGGGGUCAAUGAGCUCAGGCGCGCCCUCAAACCCAUGGGGGGCAAGGCUUGCGGCGUUGACGGCUGGUCUGCCGAUGAGGCCCUUUUGCUGCCGGACUCGGCCCUCGAAUCUCUCAUCAAUUGUUUUGCUAAGAUCGAAGAGGGCGCCCGACCGCCGACCGACUGGUUGAAGUGGCGCCAAAUCCAUAUCCCGAAGGACAGCGGACGCGGCACCCCAGAGGUCGCCAGGCUCCGCCCCAUCAGCAUCGCCUGCGUUUGGUGGAGGGCGUGGGCCAGAUUCCGCGCCGGGCAGAUUGCGGAGCUCUUGAAACCCAUGUGGCCGGCCGGGCAGGCCGGCGGCAUCCCAGGAGUCACGAUUGAACAUAUCAUCGAGCCUCUUCUCUCGAGCAUUGACGAGACCCGUAGCAAUUGGUUAUGGCAGCAAUGCGGCACGGACGCAGAGCACCUCACUGUUCCAGGUCAUGCUGAGCUCCACGUGGCCUCGUGGGACUUCGAGUCUGCGUUUGAUCGCGUCGACACCAUGCUCACGACUGACAUAUUCGAGUAA
Messenger RNA from Prorocentrum cordatum, 6135 nucleotides. The record is from the annotation of a GenBank genome assembly. NCBI's taxonomy places the organism in Eukaryota, Dinophyceae, Prorocentrales, Prorocentraceae.